UACGAGCAUAAGUUAAUGGGAGAGAGAAAGAGGAGCCUUUGAAAAUAAGCUAUCGAGAGGCGUCGGGGAGUCUUCUGCGUCUUCCUUUCUCCUUUGCGGUCGACUUCGCGAUCGCUAGCGAGAGGAGGACGAGCAGCAGGAGGAGGCUAAUAGAGGAAAUGGGGUUGCUUUCGAACAUGAUCUCUAGGGAGGAGCUGAAGCCCGGCGAUCAUAUCUAUUCCUGGAGAAGUGCCUACAUCUAUGCUCAUCACGGAAUUUAUAUCGGAGAUGACACGGUCAUCCAUUUCACAAGAGCAGCAGGCCAAGAGGUUGGCACUGGAACUUUCCUGGACAAACUUUUCCUUAGCUCCUCACCUGUACCAACCGGAGCUAUAUGUGAGAGAUGUGGUGAUCAGAGCCAUCUUCAUGGAGUUAUCAAAUCAUGCAUUGAUUGCUUCCUUGGUGGCGGGAAGCUCUACAUCUUUGAGUAUGGUGUUUCACCAGCUUUCUUCGUCGCCAAAGCUCGAGGAGGAACAUGUACUUUAGCUGCUUCAGACCCAGCAGAGGAUGCCUUGCACCGAGCCAAGUCUCUUCUCGACCAAGGAUUUGGCGUCUACAGCCUCUUUAAAAAUAACUGUGAGGAUUUUGCCAUCUAUUGCAAGACUGGUCUCCUUAUUCAGACUCAUUACAGCAUAGGGCGAAGUGGCCAAAUGGCAUCAUGGACUGCAGUUGCUUCUACAGUAAUGUCUUCGCCUCUUCGCUUCUUGACGACCAGUGGGACUGGAUUGGUGUUUGUGGCAGGAGCUAUGUACUCGGUCAGUCGCUUUGUCGCUGAUAUAGGUGUUCGGCGUGAUGUCAUCAAGAUUCCGGUGGAGAGGCUCAUUAUAGAGGCUGGUGCUGAAGAACCUCAAAUAGUAUCAGGAUUGCUGACAACUUGAUGCAAGUGAAAUUUUACCUGUUUAAAAAAAUAUUUUCAAGAACAUGUACUUUGAUUCUCCUGCUACUUGUUUGAAACAAUUUGCAUGUCUGGUUUCUGCCAUUUCAGUUGUUAUGUUUAAGGUUUCGUUUGGAAUGACUUUUUUUAUUA
Dendrobium catenatum is the source of this 1066-nucleotide messenger RNA. RefSeq lists its product as uncharacterized. Bases 159 to 917 code for a protein of 252 amino acids. The transcript is spliced from 2 exons. Lineage: Eukaryota; Viridiplantae; Streptophyta; Magnoliopsida; Asparagales; Orchidaceae. The record is from RefSeq and is a predicted model, not a curated record.